Molecule: messenger RNA, 1808 nt
Organism: Daldinia loculata
Lineage: Eukaryota; Fungi; Ascomycota; Sordariomycetes; Xylariales; Hypoxylaceae
Product: NAD(P)-binding protein
Exons: 4
Coding region: 599-1540 (313 amino acids)
Cellular component (GO): cytosol
Molecular function (GO): oxidoreductase activity
Source: RefSeq, a predicted model, not a curated record
GUAGUGUAGUGGUUAGCACGCAGGAUUUUGAUUCGUACAAAUUUCCUGAGACCUGAGUUCAAUCCUCGGCGGGGCCUUUCAAACACAAAUUAACUUUUUGCAUCAUUCCUCUAAUUUUAUAGCACAUGGUCGGUAAACUUUAAAUUUAAAUGCAUAUUUAUUUCUACGUCAAUAAUUCUUCUAUUUGAGGAAGCAUUUAUUGACAAAAGUUUUGCGGCUUCAUACCUAUCAUAUUUUUAAAUAUUCGAUAGAUAGAGGAUGAUUCUCUACCACCGAUCAACAAGGGUUGAAUUGCUUCUAUUCGAGAGCAAUGCUGUAUAAUAUAGAGAUGCGCUCAAGUUCUACAAUGUCAAAUUCCAAAGCUUACCUAGGUACCAACCGACAUAAAAGGACGGCGUUAGCUCAACCGAGGGGUUCCGAUACGGAAGCUGUAACGGCGGGGCAGCAGGAACUAACUAUGGUGGGGUUGAGCACAUCAUCGCUGCUAUUCGGCACCUUGCCGCACUUACACCGUGGUAUUCUCUUAUAUAGCUAGUCCACAUCAUAAAAGCUCGCACCUUUUUCUAUUCCCCUUGACGUUUCUACUUGAGACUACCUUAUGCCCAUCCUGCGAACAGGUCUCUCUACGCUUCGGCACCUAGGACGCUUCACACUCUCGUCUUCUCCAAGAGCAACUCUCUUACAACCCCUCCAUAACCUCCACAUAAGCCUCGUCAGGAGAAGCGCCAUGUCCUCAGCUGUAGCAAAGCGCCUCGAGGGCAAGACCAUCGUGAUUACUGGUGCGUCGUCGGGAAUUGGACGUAGUACUGCGCUCGAGUUUGCGCGAACCUCGCCCAAAGACCUGAAGCUUGUCGUCACGGCGCGUCGCAUCGAGAAUUUGCGUCAGCUCGCCGACGACAUCGCAAAGGAGGUCGGCUCUGGCGUCCGCGUCUUGCCUGUCAAGCUCGAUGUGAGCAACGCCGAUGAGGUCCGCGGCUUUGUCGCCAGCCUGCCGGAGGAGUUCCGCGAUAUCGACGUACUAGUGAAUAAUGCCGGCCUUGUUAAAGGCGUAGCACGCGCCCCCGAGAUUGCCGAGGAGGAUAUUAACGUCAUGUUCGCGACUAACGUCACGGGCCUGAUCAACCUGACCCAAGCUGUACUACCCAUCUUCCUUAAGCGGCCAGACGGUGGCCAUGGGGAUAUUAUCAAUGUUGGCAGCAUCGCCGGCCGCGAGCCUUACCCAGGCGGCGGCAUUUACUGCGCGACCAAGGCUGCCGUCCGCAGCUUCACCGAUUCCUUGCGCAAGGAGCUUGUCGCUUCGCGCGUCCGUGUCAUCGAGGUCGAUCCCGGCCAAGUCGAGACGGAAUUCUCUCUUGUUCGAUUCUACGGCGACAAGAGCAAGGCUGAUGCUGUAUAUGCUGGAGGUGAACCUCUAACACCUGAUGAUAUUGCCGAGGUUAUCGUAUUUGCUGCUGGCAGGAGGGAAAAUGUCAUAGUAGCGGACACCCUUAUCUUCCCUAACCACCAAGCCAGUCCUUUUGUAAUUCACAAGAAAUCAUAGAAAUUUAGAUAAUCCAGGACUUAUAUUUCAUCUACCAAACUUUACGGGAAGAGAAUGAGGCAACGGCAAGGGCGAACACGCCAUAAUAACAUCUUUGAAUCCAAAUCAUAUGCCUUACCUUAUGGUCUAAAAGAUAAAAACUCUACGAGAUUGACUUCAUCCAUAGCUCAAUUGGGCAACUAUGGGCUUAAUCGUGUUCAAUAUGCAUCUAUUGCUGAGAAAAGUCAGCGGGGACUAUGCACGAUAUUCUAAACCACAACGUAGCUUG